Paraphaeosphaeria sporulosa is the source of this 3861-nucleotide messenger RNA. RefSeq names its product WD repeat-containing protein 26. The transcript has 9 exons. Lineage: Eukaryota; Fungi; Ascomycota; Dothideomycetes; Pleosporales; Didymosphaeriaceae. Gene Ontology annotation, biological process: carbohydrate metabolic process; proteasome-mediated ubiquitin-dependent protein catabolic process. The coding region runs from base 1 to 3861 and encodes 1286 amino acids. Gene Ontology annotation, cellular component: GID complex. The record is from RefSeq and is a predicted model, not a curated record. Gene Ontology annotation, molecular function: hydrolase activity, hydrolyzing O-glycosyl compounds; protein binding.
AUGGCACCCAAUCUUGCUCUUCUUCCUUUGGUCUGUUAUCUAUUUGCUCUGGUCUCUGCCCAAUCUGUCAAUGGCUCGACUCCCACCUUCACUCUACCUUCGGGAUACCGCACCGCAAGUUUCAACGCUUCCGCACAGCCAACUGCAUUCAACCGUACCGAUUUCUCUGAAAAUGCCCUAAAUGAGCUGUGGAAUUUAGUCGGCCCUGUUGCGACAGGGCCCGUUACUACUACAGUGGAAGCAACUCCAGAGCCUACAGCAUACGCACAACCUGAUGCCAACCAUUUCCAUGGCCUCGUUGGGUCGAAUCAUCCGGAGCUCAACGAUGUAAAGCUGCCGAAAGGCUUCAAGUGGGGUGUCAGUAGCAGUUCAUACCAGAUUGAGGGUGCGGCGAAAGAUGAAGGCAAAGGGCCAAGUAUCUGGGAUCUGCUCGCCCACAGGGUGCCAAACCGAGUAUUGGAUAAUUCAACAGGAGACGUGGUCGCCAGUCAUUACUGGCUAUACAAACAGGAUUUGGCGAGACUGAAGGGCCUGGGAAUGCCUGCAUUCAGUCCAAGUUUCUCGUGGCCACGGUUCUUUCCGUUUGGACACGGGCCCGUCAACGAAGAUGCAGUAAAGCAUUAUGACGAUGUCAUUUCCGAAUUCAUCGCCACUGGUAUACGUCCUGCAGUGACGCUCUUCCACUGGGAUACCCCACUUGCUCUCUUCGUCGAAUACGGCGGCUGGACAGAUCGCCGCAUUGUCGACCAUUUCUUCAACUACGCAAAGUUCGUCAUCUCUCGUUAUGAUGCAUAUGUGGACGAGUGGUUCACAAUCAACGAGCCGCAAUACUGCAACUGGCAAUACUCUUACUACCCAGCCGGAGAAUACUAUCCUGCGCCCAAUGGAGUUACUGGCGGCGACAAAGCUCGUUUCCUCUGUGGACAUUACACGCUCCUCGCUCACGCAAAGGUUGCUAAGUGGUACCACGAUGAGUUUAAAGGCCGUGGACGCAUCACUUUCAAAAACUCGGGCAACUACUACGAGGCGAACAGCACCAGCGCUGCAGAUGAAGAAUCGCGCCAGCGUAACUUCGACUUCUCGAUUGGGUGGUUUGGUGGGCCAUGGACGGAUGGCGAUUACCCCAAGACGCUGAAGGAUACGCUGGGAGACCUGCUCCCUGAAUUCACGCAAGAUGAGAAAGACAUGAUCAAAGGCUCCUGCGACUUCUUCGCCAUCGACGCUUACUCCUCCUUCAUGGCCUACGGAAUCGACGGUGGCGUCGAAGCCUGUGCGUCCAACCGCUCCCACCCCGGCUUCCCAGAAUGCGCGGGCUCGACUUCGAUGUCUCCGAUUGGUUUCCCGAUUGGUCCAGCUGCAGAUCCCACAAUGAGCUGGCUGUACUCGGCACCAUCGGGCAUUCGCAAAUAUCUCAAGCAUAUCACUACUAAGCUUUUUCCCUCAAUCCCUGACAUCGCCGUUACAGAAUUUGGAUUCAGCGAGCCUUUUGAAGGACAAUGGACUAGUCUUGCACCGGCGCUUUGGGAUCUGAGGAGAGCGGAUUACUUCCAGCACUACUUGGAUCAAAUCCUGUUGAGCAUACACGAGGACAAGGUCAACGUGACAGGCGCAUGGGGGUGGGCUAUCUUCGACAACUUCGAGUGGGCCCAGGGCAGCCAGGUGAGGUUUGGGCUGCAGUAUGUCAACUACACGAGCCUAGAGAGAACGCCCAAGGCGUCGAUCUGGCAACGGCGGCUUGUACCUCCGGUCGUCUCCCCUGCGUUCGUCCUGGCCGACGAAACCGCCCCAAACGUCCCUUCCCCAAACGCCUCCGACCGCCCAGCCAUCCCGCACUCCCCAGCUCCUCCUUCCCCAGAACUCUCUGCCCACGACCCCUCCACCGACCACGACGCGGUAGCCGCCCCCGCAGCCCCCUCCACACACCCGCUUGCACCCAAGCGCAGACGCAGCUCCCAAGACAGCGACGACCUCUCCGAUCCCACCCAGCGAGGCCGGUCCUCACGCCCCAUCAAGAAACGCAGGCGCAGAGCAGACGGGACCAUGCGCCUUGACAGCGAUGCUUCAAGACGGUCCCACUCUCCUACACAGAGCUACACCAACGGCUCCACGCGCUCGCCAGGGCCCAGGUCGACCCUGGGCAAGAUCGCGAAUGGAGACUCCCACAGGCCCGAGAGCAACGGCUCCUAUACCAACGGCAGCUCGGUAGCCAGCGCGAAGGCCCUGUCGUCGUCCUUCUUCGGCCACGACAGGGAGGAGGUCACGCGGAUACUCAUACAAAGCUUGUCAGAUCUCGGGUACAGCGACGCUGCCGGCGCCUUGGUCAAAGAGAGCGGAUAUACCCUCGAAGGCCCGACGGUAGCGGCGUUCCGCAACGCUGUGCUGAACGGGGACUGGGCCGAGGCCGAAGAGCUUUUGUUUGGUACCAACUCGUAUGAUAAUGGAGGAGGCAUACAUCUCGAUGGCGCGGCAGGCUAUGGUAAGACUUGGGCCAAGUCGAGGUCGAUAGCCCAGUCGCACCGCGCCGAAGGGCUGCCGCUCGCCGAAGGGGCAAACCGGGAUGAGAUGUUGUUUUGGCUGAAGCAGCAAAAGUACCUGGAGCUGCUCGAACGGAGAGACCUGGGCAAGGCACUCAUGGUGCUGCGCCAAGAGUUGACACCGCUGCACCAAGACGUUGGCCGGCUGCAUACCCUGUCCAGCCUCAUGAUGUGCCCAUCUGCGGAUGAUCUAAAAUCACAGGCCCUUUGGGACGGAGCCGACGGUGAAUCACGCACGCUUCUACUCUCCGAACUCUCUAAAUCAAUAUCACCCAGUGUCAUGAUCCCAGAACACCGAUUAGUGGGUCUCCUGGACGAAGUCAAGGACGGCUGGAUAUCCAACUGUCUCUAUCACAAUACCGCCGAUUCUCCAUCACUGUACAUCGACCACAACUGUGAUCGCGACGACUUUCCAAUGAAGCCUGUACUCGAACUCAAAGGCCACCACGACGAAGUGUGGUACCUCAAAUACUCACACGACGGCACUAAGCUGGCAUCAACAAGCAAAGACAAGACCAUUGUUAUUUACGACACUACGACGUACAAGAUCCUACACCAACUGGAUGAACAUGACUCUGGUGUAACACAUUUGGCAUGGAGUCCUGACGAUACGAAGAUCAUAACAUGUUGCUCCGCGCAGGAGAAUUCCGCUCGGAUAUGGGAUGUCAAGACAGGCGCGUGCCUAAGACUGAUUAGCGAUUUUACCUAUCCUUGCACAACUGCUGCCUGGGCGCCGUCUGGAACGCACGUCGUCAUUGGCUCACAAGACACAAAAUAUGGAUGUUGCAUUUGGAACCUCGAUGGACACCUUGUACAUGCUUUCGCCCCCCACCACAACGACAGCGUUAGGGUCAACGAUCUUGCCAUCUCAGCCGACGGCUCAAGGCUGGUGGUUCUCCUUGAGAAUAAGAUCCAAGUCUACGACUUUAGGUCGCGAGAGAAACUGUGCGAGUGGCAUUUCGACGAUGUCAAAUUAACGAGCGUUACGAUAAGCUCGGAUUCCAGACACAUGCUCGUCUCGAUGAACAAGAACAAGAUUAGGCUCAUAGAGAUCGACACAGGGCGGGAAGUGCAAGGUUUCGAAGGCCAAAUCCAGGAGAACUUCAUCAUCAGGAGUAGUUUUGGUGGCGCUGACGAGAAUUUCGUGGUCAGUGGCAGCGAAGACGGCAGGGUGUACAUCUGGAGGAAUAACGUAAACGGGCUGCUGGUCGAGGCGCUGGACGCGCAUGAGGGCUGCGUGAAUGCUGUUGCGUGGCACCCCUCGGAUCCAAGGUGCUUCGCGAGCGCAGGAGAUGAUGGAAGAGUGCGCGUCUGGAGACCGCGGUGA